Messenger RNA from Sebastes umbrosus (honeycomb rockfish), 4544 nucleotides. RefSeq names its product adaptor related protein complex 1 subunit beta 1 (gene ap1b1). NCBI's taxonomy places the organism in Eukaryota, Metazoa, Chordata, Actinopteri, Perciformes, Sebastidae. Gene Ontology annotation, cellular component: clathrin adaptor complex; membrane coat. Bases 117 to 3173 code for a protein of 1018 amino acids. The record is from RefSeq and is a predicted model, not a curated record. Gene Ontology annotation, molecular function: clathrin binding. Gene Ontology annotation, biological process: intracellular protein transport; vesicle-mediated transport. The transcript is spliced from 24 exons.
AGAAGGUCAUCAUGUCUCAGUAGAGAGUAACAGCAGCGAGCUGACACUGACAGCAACACUGCACCAACACAGCUAGCAGCUAGCUCCACUCUCAUUCAUCUAACUACUGCACAAACAUGCAGGAAUGGGCCAAUCAGUUAUGCGAGAAUCGACAAUUUGGAUCCAAGAUGACGGACUCCAAGUACUUCACUACUACCAAGAAAGGGGAGAUCUUUGAGCUCAAGGCAGAGCUAAACAGUGAUAAGAAAGAGAAGAAGAAGGAGGCUGUGAAGAAGGUUAUUGCAUCCAUGACAGUUGGCAAGGAUGUCAGCGCUCUGUUCCCAGAUGUUGUGAACUGCAUGCAGACGGACAACCUGGAACUGAAAAAGCUGGUCUACCUUUACCUGAUGAACUAUGCCAAGAGUCAGCCAGACAUGGCGAUCAUGGCUGUUAACACCUUUGUAAAGGACUGUGAAGACCCUAACCCUCUAAUCCGGGCCCUUGCUGUUCGUACAAUGGGUUGCAUCCGUGUGGACAAGAUCACUGAGUACCUCUGUGAGCCACUGAGGAAAUGUCUGAAGGACGAAGACCCGUAUGUGAGGAAGACGGCCGCUGUGUGUGUAGCCAAGCUCCAUGAUAUCAACGCCCAGUUGGUGGAGGACCAAGGCUUCCUGGACACCCUGAAAGAUCUCAUCUCCGACUCCAACCCCAUGGUUGUAGCAAACGCAGUGGCAGCGCUGUCUGAGAUAGCAGAGUCUCACCCCAACAGUAAUCUACUGGACCUGAACCCUCAGACCAUCAACAAGUUGUUGACUGCUUUAAAUGAGUGUACAGAGUGGGGACAGAUAUUCAUUCUUGACUGCCUGGCCAAUUACACACCUCGUGAUGACCGCGAGUCCCAAAGCAUCUGUGAGCGUGUGACCCCACGGCUCUCCCACGCCAACUCUGCAGUGGUGUUGUCAGCUGUUAAAGUUUUAAUGAAGUUCAUGGAGAUGCUGCCCAAAGACUUGGACUACUAUGGCACCCUGCUGAAGAAGCUCGCCCCUCCACUGGUCACUCUCCUCUCUGCUGAGCCAGAGUUGCAAUAUGUGGCUCUCAGAAACAUCAACCUCAUCGUACAGAGACGUCCGGAGAUCCUGAAACACGAGAUGAAGGUUUUCUUUGUAAAGUACAAUGACCCAAUCUAUGUCAAACUGGAGAAGCUGGACAUCAUGAUUCGCCUAGCAUCUCAAGCUAACAUCGCCCAGGUCCUGGCUGAGCUGAAGGAGUACGCCACUGAGGUGGAUGUGGACUUUGUCCGUAAAGCGGUCAGAGCCAUUGGCCGCUGUGCCAUCAAAGUAGAGCAAUCAGCGGAGCGCUGUGUCAGCACGCUGCUCGACCUCAUCCAAACCAAGGUCAACUAUGUGGUGCAAGAGGCCAUUGUGGUCAUCAAGGACAUCUUUCGCAAGUACCCCAACAAGUAUGAGAGCGUGAUCGCCACCCUGUGUGAAAACCUGGACUCCCUGGAUGAGCCGGAGGCACGUGCCGCCAUGAUCUGGAUUGUGGGAGAGUACGCUGAGCGCAUUGACAACGCUGAUGAGCUGCUGGAGAGCUUUUUGGAGGGUUUCCAUGAUGAAAGCACUCAGGUGCAGUUGCAGCUGCUGACGGCAAUCGUCAAGUUGUUCCUGAAAAAGCCCACCGAGACCCAGGAGCUGGUGCAGCAGGUGUUGAGCCUCGCCACACAGGACUCCGAUAACCCAGACCUCAGGGAUCGCGGCUACAUCUACUGGCGUCUGCUCUCGACUGACCCUGUGGCUGCCAAGGAGGUGGUUCUGGCUGAGAAGCCCCUGAUCUCUGAGGAGACGGACCUGAUUGAGCCCACACUGCUGGAGGAGCUCAUCUGCCACAUUGGUACUCUGGCCUCUGUCUACCACAAGCCUCCCAGUGCCUUUGUUGAGGGAAGCCGUGGCGUUCAGCACAAGAGACUCCCCGGCAGUGCUGGAUCUGGGGAGAGUGUUGAAAGCCCAGAUGCAGGUUCUGCUGCUGGAGUUUCUGAGGCGCCCCCUGCCGUUAUCCCGUCCCAGGGAGACCUCCUUGGAGAUCUGCUUAACCUGGACCUGACACCUCCUACCACCACCGGACCACCGCCACCCGCCAACUCCGGCUUGCAGAUGGGUGCUAUGGACCUUCUUGGCGGAGGACUGGACAGCCUGAUGGGGGAUGAAUCUGAGCCGAGUCCAUCUCUUUUCUUAUCUCUGGGCUCUGCGAUGUGUUUCAAUCAGCCGCCCAUUCCCCUGCGGACGGACACUCCUCAGUCACCUCAGCUCCCACAUCAGUCCCCAUCGCCCCCAGAUUACAGCCCCACUGAGCUUGGUGGAGACCUCGGAGGAAGUCCUGCUAUGGGGGCUGCUUUCGGUGCUCCUCCAGCUACGAUGCCCGCCUCUUUCAAUGCCCCCGUUAGCGGCGGUCUGGAUGACCUGUUUGAUCUGGGAGGAGGAGUUAGUAUGACUAUGGGAGCCUACAUCCCCCCUAAAACAAUUUGGCUUCCAGCCAUGAAGGCCAAGGGUCUGGAGAUAUCAGGCGCCUUCGUCCGCCGUGCUGGGGUCAUCCAAAUGGAGAUGACCCUCACUAAUAAAGCUAUGAGCGUCAUGAGUGACUUUGCCAUCCAGUUUAACAGAAACAGCUUUGGUCUCGCUCCGGCUGGUCCCCUCCAGAUUCUCACUCCUCUUAGCCCGAACCAGAGCAUUGAAGCGGCCCUUCCCCUCAGCACUGUGGGACCUGUCAUGAAGAUGGAGCCGCUCAACAACCUGCAGGUGGCUGUUAAGAACAACAUUGAUGUAUUCUACUUCAGCUGCCAGUACCCCAUCAGCAUGCUGUUUGUGGAGGACGGGAAGAUGGAGCGACAGGUGUUCCUCGCCACAUGGAAAGACAUUCCUAAUGACAACGAGUCCCAGUUUCAGAUCAAAGACUGCCAUCUCAACUCAGAUGCAGCCUCCAACAAACUGCAAGGUAGCAACAUCUUUACCAUAGCCAAGCGUACAGUGGAGGGUCAGGACAUGCUGUAUCAGUCCAUGAAACUCACCAACGGCAUCUGGGUGCUGGCUGAGCUGAGGGUGCAGGCAGGAAACCCAAACUACACGAUCUCUCUGAAGUGCAGAGCUCCAGAGGUUUCCCAGUGUGUUUUCCAGAACUACGAGACGGUGCUGAAGAACUGAAAACCCUCCCGACAUCGACCAGGCCGCUGCCCUCACAGACUCCUGCUCUCCCCUCACCUGACCCACGGACCAUAUUACAACCUCACGCCAUGCAGGAGCCACUUCCUGCUGCUGCGUUGGCACUCUGUAUGUCAAACCAGCUGUUAAAUUAGGACUGUUAAUGAUUUUCGUCCCAUCGCUGGUUGUUUUUCUUUUCUCAAGAAUGCAGAAAAUCCUGGUUCACUGUCUUGGCUUUCCAUAUCCUGUCCCCUCUUUGUAUGAUUCUUAUACAAAAGUUUCAGUUUCAAGAUCUCAUGAUACAUUUUCACAUUGUUGAUCCUCCACUGCGAUGACCUGUAUUCUUUCGGGGACAGACGGCUGUAUUCCCGUGACUGUUUUCUCUGCAUGAGGCUCUUAAAAUCAUUACCCAGCCCCACUUCUCUGCAAAUUGGAGUCUAUUUUUAGCGUCUGCAAUCAGCAGGUGAAUCAUCACUGUCUGCAUAUUUAUUUAGGGUACCGUCAAGAAAGAAAGGCUUUAGCUCUCCUUCCCCCUGCCCCUGUGUGAAGCGGCCGUAGAAGAGACACAUAGAUACUUACAAACUACACUAUUGUUGUCUUUGUCAUUUUGUUUAGUUUUCUUUUAGUGUCUGUGGUUAGCGGUGGGAUCGGAUCCUCUGCUGUCCCUGAAUGUGUGCUGUGUGCAUGGAAGCUGUUUUGUUGGUGUGCAUUUCUUUAAUUUUUCCAUCAAUAUCAGGACAUUUUAUGGACUAGCAGCAGUCGUCCUAGCAGCUGCCCGCUCUCUUACUUAGUCAUUCCAUGGUUUGAUUUGUGUUUGUAGUCUUGUUAGUGUUCAUGUGGCAGACUGGGAGAGAGCCUCAGGUGUUGGGGGUUUUGUAUUCACUGCUUCCCCCCUCUGUGUCUGUGACAGCCACUCGGGCUCUCUCUGCCUCCUCGCUCUCUCUGUAUCCUCAUCGCAGCCUCUCCACCGCCGUGGCCACCUGAGAUGAAGGCUCAGGUGAGAUAACUCUAAACCUAUGACGCCGUGGUUUGUAACACUUCUGAGCGUACAUGGAGGUAGCACACUGUCUACAUCUCAGUGUCCCCGUUCUACCCGCAGACAGGACCAGAUUAAUUGGAUUCCUUUUUCCGAGUCAUUACACUGAAGCCCCUUUUUAUCGGCUCUACAGGAUGUAUGCGCCCACGCUAACACCUUGUAGAGAUUACAACAGAGGUGGCUGUGUGUUCUGAGCGUGUCUUUGUGUGUGGUGACGGCUGAUUCAUAUGAAAUGCUGUUAAAAAAAAAAAUGUUUAAUCAUGUUUUUGAUUGACAUGAUUUUGUUCAUUGUGUGUACAUCAAAAAAGAACUAUUAAAAGUCUUGAUAAUUCACAUAA